GAAAAAGGGAAUCGUUGGGUUAAAAAGAACAAAAAAAGAAUAUUUGGGUUUUUGGAUGGGACUUUUAUUUUCGGAUUUACCCCCUAAAAAGAUAUAGAGAACUUCUUUGCCCUUAUCCAUAUAUAUAUGAAGAAAGAACAUAAUUUCCCCUUUUAGUCUUGAGCAGCAUUUUUUAUUUCCUUCAACACGUAUGCUGCAGAGUGCAUCAGCUCGAAUUCUCUACUCCGGUCAGCUCGAAUUCUCUACUCAUGUCGGCGCUAACAGAUGUUUUAGGUACUGGGAAGAACGAGAACUUGAUAAGUGACCUUCCAGAUGAUAUUUUGGUUUCAAUUCUCUCACUUCUACCCACAAAAGAUGCUACAAGGACGAGCCUUCUGUCGCGAAGGUGGAGGAAUCUUUACAAAUUCAUAUCGAAGAUCGAGUUAAGUUGUCGCUGCCUUUUAGGUCUUAGUUCUGCCGGUCUGAACCCUCAUAAUUCCGAACCAAUCAUGGAUGCAUUGGAUAGAUUUUUUAGGCUUCGUUCGGAUUCUAAGAUCCGUUCCUUCCGAUUAUCGUGUUGUUUAUAUGAAUCAGUCACUGAUCGAUUCGAGCAGUUCAUUUCUUCUCUCGAACUAUUGGGCGUUGAAAAGAUCCGUAUAAAAUGCUGUUGUUCUCCGUCUAUUAGCGAUCUUUCUUUUUCUUGUCACCUUUUCUCGAAAAUGCCAUCCUUGAAGAAAUUCGGAUUGAGAAACUGCUCGUUGCAGCCAAGCUUGGGAAGUCAUUCUAAUGAUUCCCUUCGAAUUAUUGCGCUUAUGCAUGUUACAGUUUCUGAUGGUGCCGUAGAGUGCAUUUUGUCCAAUUGUUCGAGCCUCCAAUCGUUGACGAUGACUAGAUGCCAUUUUUCUUCGAAGUUAAGCUUUUGUGGUCCCAAUCUAGAAUUGAAUUCUCUUUAUAUAAGGGAGUGUGGCGGUAUAGAGGAGAUCGAGUUCUAUGCCAGUAAUCUCGUUGUAUUCGAGUUUUGGAAUUUUAAAUUGGCUGACCUGAAAUUCGAUCAUGUUCCUCGGCUGCAGAGUAUUUUUCUUUAUAUAUUUUCAGAAAAUAUUGUUCCCUUUAUUUUUGGGAGACUUGCAGUAGAUGUGCCAUGCCUGAAAUCGUUGAAUUUUGUUACUAUGCACGAUCAUUUUCAGGAGAGCAACAGGCGUAUGAGGACUAACAUGUUCAACAACCUCAGGCGAUUAGAUAUCGACAUGCGUUUCGUACCAGAAUCCGAUCUUCGUUUGCUGACUUCAAUUUUGCAAAGUUGUCCCCUCCUAAAGGAGUUUCACCUAUCUGCAACCUACAGGGGUGAAGGACCACCAGUGGAAAAACAGGCCAUAGUAUUUCAUUCCGAGCUAAAGAAGAUGGAAAUCAGUGGAUUUCGUGGGGCGGAAUACGAGAUCGAGUUUGCCUUGUACAUCCUCAAAAGUGCAAUAAACCUCGAGAAAAUGCAGAUAAGUGCGUGUUUUAAGGUAUACUGGGGAGUAUAUGAGGGACCUAGCAGUUGGUUUGAGAUGAAUGCAGAGCCGUGGACUGAAAAGGUACGUGCAAAUAUUCGUGGGAAAUUACAAGGACAAGCUGUUUCCAAGACUGCACAACUCAGUCUUCAACACAAACCCCAUUUCGAAGAUUAAUAUGUAAAGAAAAUGAGAAAUAGGUAAAAUUUCUUUUCGAUCCACUUGAAACAGAUUUAGCGGGUAAAAUCUCGUUGGAUGUUUAGUAUUCGUCGAUGGAGGGUAAAGUUUGUCCAAAUUUGUAAGUAGAAACAUGGUUUUGAAGUGAUCAAAUUCUUAUGAUGAGUACUCUAUUCAAGUUUCACAUACACUGAACUGUAUAUAUAGUUUGUGUUUUUUUUGCAUUGA
Erythranthe guttata (spotted monkey flower) is the source of this 1877-nucleotide messenger RNA. RefSeq names its product FBD-associated F-box protein At2g26860. NCBI's taxonomy places the organism in Eukaryota, Viridiplantae, Streptophyta, Magnoliopsida, Lamiales, Phrymaceae. The record is from RefSeq and is a predicted model, not a curated record. Gene Ontology annotation, molecular function: protein binding.